Lagenorhynchus albirostris (white-beaked dolphin) is the source of this 4206-nucleotide messenger RNA. RefSeq names its product poly(ADP-ribose) glycohydrolase (gene PARG). The record is from RefSeq and is a predicted model, not a curated record. Lineage: Eukaryota; Metazoa; Chordata; Mammalia; Artiodactyla; Delphinidae. Gene Ontology annotation, biological process: carbohydrate metabolic process; ATP generation from poly-ADP-D-ribose; nucleotide-sugar metabolic process. Gene Ontology annotation, molecular function: poly(ADP-ribose) glycohydrolase activity. The coding region runs from base 250 to 3228 and encodes 992 amino acids. The transcript is spliced from 19 exons. Gene Ontology annotation, cellular component: nucleus; cytoplasm.
GUGAACGAAGCUAGAAUCAAAGCGGCGCAUCUUGAGGAAGGUGGGGUGCCUGUGGAAGAGGGAAGGCAGGCGACUGGAUAGGGUCUGGCUCGGGAGGCCGGCAGAGCAGCAGCUGCAGAAGCAGGCAGAGGCAGAGAGGGCAUGGUGUCGGGAGGCGCCGAGAAGGAGGCGCAGUCCGUCCCUCCCAGGGUUAGUGAAUGAGGCUCUCCGCCCGGGCUAGCCCGGGGACUGUGUGCUGCGGGUCCCAGCAUGAGUGCGGGCCCCGGCUGUGAGCCCUGCACCAAGCGACCCCGCUGGGGCGCCGCUGCAACUUCUCCGCCGGCCGCCUCGGACGCCCGGAGCUUCCCCGGCAGGCAGAGGCGCGUCCUCGAUCCCAAGGACGCUCCGGUGCAGUUCAGGGUCCCGCCGUCCUCGUCAGGCUGCGUCCCGGGGCGGGCGGGAUCGCACAGAGGCAGCGCCACCUCGCUUGUUUUCAAACAGAAGACUAUUACCAGUUGGAUGGACACAAAAGGACUCAAGACAGCUGAAUCAGAAAGUUUGCAUAGUAAAGAAAACAACAAUACAAGAGAAGAAUCCACGAUGAGUUCUGUACAGAAAGAUAACUUUUAUCAACAUAACAUGGAAAAAUUAGAAAACGUUUCUCAGCUAGGUUUUGAUAAAUCACCAGUUGAAAAACGUACACAGUAUUUGAACCAGCAUCAGACUGCAGCUAUCUGUAAGUGGCAAAAGGAAGGGAAACAUUCAGAGCGACUUUUGGAAAGUGAACCUCCAAUAGUAACUCUGGUACCAGAGCAGUUCAGUAAUGCUAACAUUGAUCAGUCACCCCAAAAUGAUGAUCACAGCGACACAAAUAGUGAGGAGAGUAGAGAUAAUCAACAAUUUUUGACACCUAUAAAGCUUGCAAAUGCAAAACAGACAACAGAAGAUGAACAGGGUGUAGAAGCCAGAAGCCACCAGAAGUGCAGCAAGACUUGCCAUCCCGCCGAAGACUGUGCAGGGUGUCAGCAGGAAGAGACAGACGUGGUGCCAGAGAGCCCCUUGUCAGAUAUCGGCUCUGAGGAUGUUGGUACUGGACUGAAAAAUGCCAACAAAUUGAGUAGACAAGAAAGUAGCCUAGGAAAUUCUCCUGCAUUUGAGAAAGAAAGUGAACCCGAGUCACCAAUGGAUGUAGAUAAUUCCAAAAAUAGUUGUCAGGACUCAGAAGCAGAUGAAGAGACAAGUCCAGGUUUUGAUGAACAGGAAGAUAGUUCCGCCCAAACAGCAAAUAAACCUUCAAGGUUCCAAGUAAGAGAAGCUGACACUGAAUUGAGGAAACGGUCCUCUGCUAAGGGAGGUGAGAUUCGAUUACAUUUCCAAUUUGAAGGAGAGAGUCGCGCUGGAAUGAAUGAUUUAAAUGUCAAACUACCUGGAAGUACUUCUAGCCUGAAUGUAGAGGGCAGAAAUUCUAAGCAACAUGGGAAAAAGGAUUCUAAAAUCACAGAUCAUUUCAUGAGAAUGCCGAAAGCAGAGGACAAAAGAAAAGAACAAUGUGAAAUCAAACAUCAAAGAACAGAAAGGAAGAUCCCUAAAUACAUUCCACCUCACCUUUCUCCAGAUAAGAAAUGGCUUGGAACUCCUAUUGAGGAGAUGAGAAGAAUGCCAAGGUGUGGGGUCCGGCUGCCUCCCUUGAGACCAUCUGCCAAUCACACAGUGACUAUUCGGGUAGAUCUUCUGCGAGCAGGAGAAGUUCCUAAACCUUUCCCAACACAUUUUAAAGAUUUGUGGGACAACAAGCAUGUUAAGAUGCCUUGUUCAGAACAAAACUUGUACCCGGUGGAAGAUGAGAAUGGUGAGCGAACUGCAGGGAGCCGGUGGGAGCUCAUUCAGACUGCACUUCUCAACAAAUUCAGUCGACCCCAAAACCUGAAGGAUGCUAUUCUGAAAUACAAUGUGGCAUAUUCUAAGAAAUGGGACUUUACAGCUUUGGUUGAUUUCUGGGAUAAGGUUCUACUUGAGAAGGAAGAACUGCCGAGAGGAAAAACUCCUUCAGGCAAGGUACUAGAAGAAGCAGAAGCUCAACACUUAUACCAGUCCAUUUUGCCUGAUAUGGUGAAAAUUGCACUCUGUCUGCCAAAUAUUUGCACCCAGCCAAUACCGCUCCUGAAACAGAAGAUGAAUCAUUCCAUCACAAUGUCACAGGAACAGAUUGCUAGUCUUUUAGCUAAUGCUUUCUUCUGCACAUUUCCACGGCGCAAUGCUAAGAUGAAAUCGGAGUAUUCUAGUUAUCCAGAUAUUAACUUCAAUCGGUUGUUUGAAGGACGUUCAUCAAGGAAACCAGAGAAACUUAAAACACUCUUCUGCUACUUUAGAAGAGUCACAGAGAAAAAACCUACUGGGUUGGUGACAUUUACGAGACAGAGUCUUGAAGAUUUUCCAGAGUGGGAAAGAUGUGAAAAACUCCUGACUCGAUUGCAUGUCACUUACGAAGGAACCAUAGAAGGAAAUGGUCAAGGCAUGCUACAGGUGGAUUUUGCAAACCGUUUUGUUGGAGGUGGUGUAACCAGUGCAGGACUUGUACAGGAAGAAAUCCGCUUUUUAAUCAACCCUGAGUUGAUUGUUUCACGGCUCUUCACUGAGGUGCUGGAUCACAAUGAAUGUCUUAUCAUCACAGGUACUGAACAGUACAGUGAAUACACAGGCUAUGCCGAAACAUACCGUUGGGCCCGGAGCCAUGAAGACAGGAGUGAAAGGGACGACUGGCAGCGGCGCGGCACUGAAAUCGUCGCCAUCGACGCCCUUCACUUCAGACGCUACCUCGACCAGUUUGUGCCUGAGAAAAUCAGACGCGAGCUUAACAAGGCUUACUGUGGAUUUCUUCGUCCUGGAGUUUCUUCAGAGAAUCUUUCUGCAGUGGCCACAGGAAACUGGGGCUGUGGUGCCUUUGGGGGCGAUGCUAGAUUAAAAGCCUUAAUACAGAUACUGGCAGCUGCUGUAGCUGAGCGAGAUGUGGUUUAUUUCACCUUUGGGGACUCAGAAUUGAUGAGAGACAUUUACAGCAUGCACACGUUCCUUACUGAAAGGAAACUGACUGUUGGAGAAGUAUAUAAGCUGUUGCUACGAUAUUACAAUGAAGAAUGUAGAAACUGUUCCACCCCUGGACCAGACAUCAAGCUUUAUCCAUUCAUAUACCAAGCUGUUGAGUCUUGUGCGGAGACCACCAACCAGCCAGGACAAAGGACUGGGGCCUGAGGAUCCAAGUGAAUAGAACCUCCUUCCACCUCUCAUGAGAAACAUCCUUUCUGAACUGUCAGGUGUAACAUAUGAACUGACUUAAUAUAAAUGUGUAUAUAAUCCACAUUUGUAGGCAAGGAUGCAGUCCCUUCCACAAACAUAGAUUCAGACAUAUUUUGUUUCCAUUUUUUUCUAUUUCAGUCUUCAUUCUUUGAUUUUUCUUUCUUUUGCCCAUAAGAUUUCUUGUGAAAUUUCAUGAAAGUUUGUGCUCAGCCUGUCAGGUCUCUUUUUUGAUGCCUGUAUAUUAUACAAAUUGCCUCUGCAGCUAGCAGAUGCCAGGGAAGAAGGUGAAAUCCUAGAAUCUGUUUAACUAACUGGGUCUGCUAAAGAUCUCCCUGUGAGCCUUUCACCCCCUACUCUUCUUAUGAUUGCAUUGUUGGAGUUUUUGAUUUUUGAAAAUUAAGAGUUGGGUUUUUUUUUUUCAUACAUGUUACAUAAUGCAGAUCCCCUGCGUUAAAAGUUUUGUAUUUAAGGCAGAAUAAUUUCCAGAAAGUUAUUUAGUGACAUCACCUUUAUCUGUAAUGGUUUGUCUGUCCUUUUUCCCUGAUCAAUUUUUAUUGAUACUGUUUUUGGAAACUGACCUAAAUGGAAGGAAAUGUAGAAUAAAAGUGUUUCCCAAAUGGUGUUUAAAAAACAAACAGAUUCAAGAGACUUGAAGGAUCUUUUGUUUCUUGGGGUUUUUUUUUUUCUUUCUUUUUGAAUUAGGAUUAUUGUUUGUUCCUUGGUGCUUGAGGCAUAUUCAUAUAACCAGAGUUUAGAAACUGGGAACUUCAUGGUGAUCUGUACAUAGUGAAGUUACUCUAGUACUCAAAGGUUAUAUAGUUAAUAAAUUUUCAUUAACAAAUCAUUUGUCAAACUCCCAUAUCAUCUAUAUUUCAUAUAUAUAAAAAUAUAUGUUCUUUAAGUGUGUCUACAUGCAAGCACAUAAAAUCUAAA